UGUAAUGUUUAUAAAUGACCUGCCGGAUUCAGUCAAACAUGACAGCCAAGUGUUCCUGUAUGCAGACGACACUAAGAUUUUUAGAAAGAUAAAGGAAAGGGAAGAUUGUGACAAGCUGCAAGAGGACCUAGAUGAGCUCAAAGGAUGGACAGAAAAAUGGCUCAUGAAUUUUCACCCAGACAAAAGUAAACACAUGAGGAUUGGGCAAUCAGAAAUUGAGGACAAAGUUUAUAAUAUGUACAGUAAAAUCAAUAAGACCAGGGUAGAAAAGGACAUUGGUGUGGUCAUUGAUAACAAGCUCAUGUUCUCAGACCACCUGGCCGAAAAAAUUAACAAGGCGAAUAAGAUUGUGGGGCUGAUAAGAAGAACUUUUAUUCACCUUGACCCUGCAGUAUUCAAGACACUCUACACUGCAUUGGUAAGACCCCAUUUAGAAUAUGCCAACCAGGUAUGGAGUCCACACCUGGAUGUUGAGGCUGUGGAGAACGUGCAGCGAAGAGCAACGAAGCUGGUGCCUUGCCUGAAAGACCUGCCAUAUGGAGAGAGACUGAGACAGCUUGAGUUGCCCACACUGGCAUAUAGAAGAUCCCAUGGAGACCAAAUUGAAACUUUUAAAAUUGUAACCAGGAAAUAUGAUAUAGAUUGUACAGAGGGACUUUUUGAUUUAAGGGAAGAUAGCACCACACGGGGAAACUCUAAGAAAAUCUUUAAACCAAGAGCUAGGCUGAAUGUUCGGAAGUUUUCAUUCCCCAACCGGGUGGUUAAUACCUGGAACAGUUUGCCAGAGUGGGUAGUGAACGCUGACUCAGUAGAGAGUUUUGAGGCAAAACUCGAUAAAUUUUGGAAAAAUCAAGAACAAAAAUUUUCAUAUAGAGCACAAAGUCACCACGCGCAGCCCACACAGUGUUCAGGCUGCUGAACUGGAGCCACAGGCCACUUAAGGCCUCUUCCAGGGAAUCUUCUGUAUCUGUGAGUAUCUGUGAGUGUUCUUGGGCGGGGAAAUGUCUUGUAAUGCGACCCAUAGACACGGUCCCAUCACGCAGAUGGCUUGCCAGGUAACAAAAUACGUAACACUGUCCCUGAACACACGUCACAUGCCUUCCCCGCCCGUCACAAUGCGUAGACGUAACACAGUACCAUACAGCACCGUGACGAAGCUAUAUAGUGUGGCAGGUUACGAAAUGAUAACGUAACACUAGUCUAGGAUAUGAAAUCACUGUUUCUGGCACUGCGUAACACCUUCAACCCGUCACACGCCUCCCUGACCGUCACCUUAAUGCGUAGACGUAACACAGUACCAUACAUCACCGUGACGAAGCUGUAUAGUGUGGCAGGUAACGAUAUAAUAACGUAACACUAGUCUAGGGUACCCAAACAGCCAUUGGCACUGCGUAACACUUGCAACCCGUCACACGCCUCCCUGACCAUCACCUCAAGACGUAGCCGUAACACAGCACAGAGGAGCACAGUAACACAGCUGUAGAGUUAGUCACGCAUGCAAAUAACAACGUGUAAGUCUCUCACCUCAAAAUAUAUAUUAACCACGGCCCUGCCACGACUGCCCGGCGGUCACCUCAACACUGGACGCCACACAGCCCUAUUACGCACUUAUAUCAUUGACCCAGCAAUAAUAUAAUGACUCACAGCACUGUCUCACCUCAAAUUACACUCCACAAGUCCCUGGCAAGCUCGUGGAGGCAAGAAAAAGUGGGAGCCAGCGGGGCCAUGGUGUGGGGUUGACAGGUGGCCAUGACUGUGUGGACGCGAAGACUCCCAGCCAAUCAGCGCACAGGAAGCUCCGGGCAGCCAAUCAGGGCACAGAAUAGGGACGCUGCCCUCUCCCGCCAAAGCCAAAUAUAUAUUAUAGUUAUUUCCAAGCCUGUUUUAAGCCUUACAAUGUUACUAUGGCUUUCCGGGAGGUUAGAAUUAGUCUUUGCACAGUUUAAUUAUGGUUUCCUUGGAGCUUUGAAGGUUUAGAGGCGUGAGUGUGAAGGAGCGAGAAACUGUCGGGUCCGUACACAUAUAUAUAGUUAUUUCCAAGCCUGUUUUAAGCCUUACAAUGUUACUAUGGCUUUCCGGGAGGUUAGAAUUAGUCUUUGCACACUUUAAUUAUGGUUUUCUACGAGUCUUGAAGGUUAAGAGGCGUGUGUGUGAGGGUGCGAGAAAUUGGCGGCAAAGAUUCUUAUGAGGGAAGCCGUCCUUUGCACCGCGACCAAGCCUGUUUAAGCCUUACACUCUUACUAUGGCUUUCCAAGAGGUUACUUUUAGUCUUUGCACACUUUAAUUAUGGUUUUCUACGAGUCUUGAAGGUUAAGAGGCGUGUGUGUGAGGGAGCGAGAUUUUGGCGCCAAAGUUGCAAUGAGGGGGAAGCUGCUGACCUGGUGCCGCGACCAAUCACAGAGCAGGAAAAAAAGGCGGGGAGCUCACAGCCAAUCAGCGCACAGCAAGGCCCCCAGGACAGCCAAUCAGAGCAGAGAACAGGGACGCCCCCCAUUUCCCGCUCAAAAUCACUCAAGAAAGCCACACAGAUAUAUUAUAGCCAUUUUCAAGCAUUUUUAGAGGCUUAAACUUAAUUAUGGCUUUCCUGGAGACUAGUUUUGAUAUUUUCACACUUUAAUUAUGGCUUUC
Molecule: messenger RNA, 2628 nt
Organism: Eriocheir sinensis (Chinese mitten crab)
Lineage: Eukaryota; Metazoa; Arthropoda; Malacostraca; Decapoda; Varunidae
Exons: 2
Coding region: 5-919 (304 amino acids)
Source: RefSeq, a predicted model, not a curated record